Athalia rosae (coleseed sawfly) is the source of this 4175-nucleotide messenger RNA. It is a transcript of the gene APC7, whose product is annotated as anaphase-promoting complex subunit 7. The coding region runs from base 1565 to 3295 and encodes 576 amino acids. NCBI's taxonomy places the organism in Eukaryota, Metazoa, Arthropoda, Insecta, Hymenoptera, Athaliidae. Gene Ontology annotation, biological process: cell division. Gene Ontology annotation, molecular function: protein binding. The record is from RefSeq and is a predicted model, not a curated record. The transcript has 6 exons.
CAACUUCCUUGAAAGAGAAAGGAUCACAUACUUACAGCGGCUAUCGGCCUUGUCGCUGCAAAAUUUAGACUGGCACCGAUCACCAUGCGUUUUAUUUCUACUACUAUUCGUUUCUAGUUUAGGUCUAAUUGUAAGCUAGAGCGAGUACAGAUUUCUGGAAUUCUCGACUAUGGUUCAUUAACAUCUGAGCCAGUAUAUGUGUGUAUACAUAUGCCUACUGCAUCUAUAUCGUAACGUAUAGUUGAAGAUCGAUAAAUUACAGUUAACGUUAGCUCAUGAUGAUUCCAGAACGUUUUUCAACUUCAUAAGUAUUAACAAAAACUUCAUGCGUUUCACGAAUAAUGAUCAUUUGCAUAAUUAUUACAGAACCUGCCCAAAUUGUAUUGCAUCAAAUAUCAUAUUAUGGGAUUCCAUAUGGGACUUUAUUUAAUCGUACAAGUUUUCUUUAAGUUAUUUCGAGCGAAUUAAAUAUUAUUUUAUGAUAGUUAUUGCCAGUCUGAAAUGAAAUCUUUCACAAAGUAAAGGAAUGUAGCUUUAAAUUAUAGAUCAUGACAAUUGUGUAUAAUAUAUGCACAGAUUGAAAAUUGUACUUCAAACAAUACAAGAACUAAUUCCGAAGUUUUUGUAUUUUAUUAGAUUCCACGUUUCACGUAUCUCGGAAAAAUUACAAUGCACAUAUAAUAAUUAUUAAGCAUUGAACUUUAGGCAAAUAAUAAAACGACUGAGCUGAAUAUAGUUCAAUAUAUCUAUGAUAUUUAAAAAAAAAUGUACGCUUAUCUGAUUAGUACGUGUCGGUUAUAGUUUAUCUGUAUAUCUAAAACGUGUAGACAUUGUCUAGAGCGAAGAAUGAUUGAUUCCUCGUCACAGUAUCGUUGGCUGAAAAUUGUCUUUCAAUCUUCAGUCAACGAUAGUAUAGAGGUCUCAAAUAUGAAGGCGUUAACUGAAGAUCAAUACUCUUACAACAUUUACAAUCGACUUUAUAUUAAAUAUGAAUACAUGGAAGGCCGAUAACGUGUCGCAGCACCGUUUCCGAGAAUAGAUUCAAUCAGAAACGAGAUCAGAAACGUUUAACAUGACGCAUAAGCUGACGCUUUCUCAAAAAUUUUUUCGGUUUAAUUACAUUUUAUAAGCACGAUAAGUUAUAUCUAUAGUGAUAAGCGAGGUUCAUAAAGUGUUCGCUGCUGUUUUGGCACACAUUCGCAAAUGAUUACGUCGGUAAUGCUGAAUUUAAUGCAAAAUUGAAUAUUUUUAAAGCAUAUGCUGACUAGGAAACAACUACAAUUUGUAUGCAUUGUCUGAUGAUUAUCAACGACUGAUGACAUUGAUUAAUCUUCAGUCAACGCUGAUGAUUAGUUAUUCGUUUGGGGUGGACUGUUCAAAAUUACCGCUGACAGAUACCGCCGACGACCGCGAGCGAUCAUCGAUGACGUCAUGACGUCAAAGUUCUACACUACGACAGCGUAGAGUGUACCCUAGUGUACUCAAAAGUGUACCAUUGUGGUUAGUGUGCUUGUACACAAAACGAGCUGCUGUCAAAAUAGCGUUUCUUUGGUUAUUUCUAAAAAUGUCGACUUUGUAUGAACAGAUAAAAAUUUUAUACGAUCAAGAAUUGUAUUCGAAUGUUAUUGCCCUAGCAAAUUUUGUUCUGUCUUUGAGUGAUCAUAACAGUGAACUAUUACCAGCACAGGCUAGAUUCCUUACUUACGUCCACUGUGCAGAUUCAUAUUUUCAUCUAUCCAAGUAUCGAAAGGCUGAAUCACUGUAUAAAAAAUCACUGCAAUUUCGAAAAAGUCUUUUGAAAUCUAAGGGUGCUACCAAACCCCCACCUGAAGGACAGAAGGAAAUCAUGUCCGACAUCGAUAUCAAAUAUCAAAUUCAUUUAUGCCUGGUUCAACUAAAGAAUACUCAAGAAGCACUACAAGUAUUACAGGGGAUACCUGGCAAGCAGAGAUCAGCUAAAGUUAAUAUGGCCCUGGCAAAAAUGUUUCAAAAACAAGGAAUGGAACGGUCAGCAAUUGCAUCGUAUAAAGAGGUUUUACGAGAAUGUCCACUGGCUUUAUCUGCAGUGGAAGGUCUCCUUGCCCUAGGGGUUAAGGGAAUUGAAGUUAAUUCCAUGAUUGUCAAUUCUAUUACUAGUGUUCCGAGUCUGGAAUGGCUGAAUAUGUGGAUUAAAGCGCAUGCCCAUGUCCACAAUCGAGAAUACAACCAUGCUAUUACCUCAUUCAGGUCAUUGGACAAUGCUAAUUUUCUCAAAGAUAAUGUGACACUCUUGACAACAAUGGGAGAAUGCUACUACUUUGCUGGUGACAACAAAAAUGCCUUGGCCUGCUUACGAAGAGCUAGGACGAUAGAACCAGAUUUCACUAAAGGCCUGGACAUAUAUGCUGCUGUUUUGUACAAGACACAAAAUAUAAAAGAGUUAGAAAAAUUAAUACCGGUCAUCACUCAGACUUCAGAAUACACAGCUGAACUAUAUAUUGCUAUGGCUUAUGCCCUUUAUGCUGCUCAUAAAUUCAGUAAAGCAUGCACGCUAAUUGUUCAAGCACAGAAUUUAGACCCAUGUAGUAUUGAGGCCAUUAUAUUAUGGGGAAAUGUUCUCAUAGAACAAAAGAAGUAUCAGGAGGCAUUACAUCAUUUUAGACAAGCUGCACUACUCAAACCUCAUAGAUAUGAACCACAUAAAGGCCUUGUGGAUUGCUACAUCGGAAUGCAUAGGCUAAGAGAAGCUCUCAAUAUUGCCAGUACAGGCUGCAAAUUACUUGGACAUACACCUCGAGCUCUAACGCUGUAUGCAUCAGUGUUAAUGAAAGAUCCAGUAUCAGUUGGCAAGGCAAAAAACUUAUUGGAGAAAGCUUUAAGUCAGGAUGAAUCAUUUUUACCAGCGGUUUAUUUGCUUGCUGAAAUAUAUGAGCAAGAAAUGAAUUUAGAAGCAGCCAUUGAAUUACUUGGAAGACAAGUCGAGUUACAACCUACUUCAAAAUUCCAUCAAAUGUUGGGUGAUCUAUGGGCUAGAGUUCACAAUCAAGAGAAAGCUUUGGACCAUUAUGCCGUUGCCUUAAAUCUAGAUCCACAUAAUAGACGCGCUCUGGAAGGACUACAUCGGUUAGACAGCACUUCCACAAAAUUGGAAUCAACUUAUUACAUGUCAGUAGGUGACGAACAUGCGGAUGCAACGUAUGACGUUGGAGACGGCUUACCAGAUACGGAUAACGAUGAGGCAGCCGAUGAAAGUGAAACAGAAGAAGUUUGGUCUGAUAUGGACUUGGAGGCAAACAGUCAACAGGGUAACUUGUGAUUCACAGUCAAUUGAACUAGCAUGCAUCUGGAAAGAAGGACGAAAUCUUGUAUCGAGUAUUGUAUGUUUGCGGUUCAUUCUACGAUCUUAUAGAGGUAAAUUCUCAUUUCUGGAAUAAAACUAGCAUCAUCAACACUUAGCAACACCAGUUGUAUAAUCUCAGUCUGAUAAUUCUACCAGGGCUUCUGAAUCUUUACUAGGACUAAAAAAGUAUUUGAAUAACUGUGAUUCAAUUCAUAUUAAUGAAUAUUAAUGAAAUUGUAUAAAAUUGUUAAUGAAUUAGAUAGAAUCUUGAUUUACGGUGUGAACUAUGCUUUACGAACAGGUAACACACUAUGACAAUGCAUAAAGCAUUGUGAUAAAUUUUUGUUUAUGCUCCCACCAAUCAUUGAUGAUAGCUUAAGCGGUAGGAAAUUACAUUUGAAUAGCAAAACUCUUUUGUGAUUUUUGUUUUCACAUUCGAUAAUUCUAAACAUGUGGUGUUUGAUGGAUGACGAUAAUAAAUCACAGCCGACGAACAGCCUGACUACAGCUAAUAUUAGAGUUGCGAAUUAGCUUCCCGUUUCACAUAGAUGCCGUUAUUUGGAAAUAUGUGAUAUUACUGGUAUCAUAUGUGUCUCUUAACUACAAGUAAGUAAAUGGUAUUUGAUUGAUCAGUAAUAAAUCAUGUAUUUAAUGCCUAAGUACAUUAUCCUUCUAAACAAUCAAAACUGAGGCAAAAUAGAAAAAAUAUCCUUAAAAAUUAAAUAAUAAUAUAAGAAGUCAAAGAUUUGAAACAACUCUCACAACAAAGGAAAGAAGAUGAAUGGGAAAAUCUGAAAUAUGCUAUGUACAUGAACAGAAAGAUUCUAUUAUUAAAUAACUUAUUGAUAUCUCUCAA